UUUGUUGCCAAGCUGAGUACAACAAGGAAGGUUUGGAUGUCAAAACCUUGAAAAAAUCUAAAUUGUCCCUUAGAUAAACAUGAAUUAUCGUAGAACAAGCUAUUCCGUAGAUACUAGGAUAAAUCUACCACGUCACAGUUAACCAUGCAGGAUGAUAAGUGGGGCUUACUCCAAUAAGUAUAAGGCAGCCCAAGAUGAACAUGUACAUAAACUAAAAGAACAAGCCAAGAAAGAGGGACAGAACAUCAAAGAUAGAGUUAGAGAGCUAUCAAAAGAAACUAACAGGAGAAGAAAGGCACUGGAAAAUAGAAAGAAAGAGCUUGCCGACGAAGAAGAGAGAAAUAGACAAGCUGUUUUGUCUGAACGACACAAAGCAAAACAAGAAGCAACACAAAAGUUUCAGAAAGAUUAUUUAAGAAARAAAACAAGACCAGGCAGUGGAAAACAACAAACAGAUGAACCUCAAGUUGUUGAAGAUGGCAUAAGAGUAGUAAGGGGACAUAUUGUUGCUAUAAGAAAUGGUCAACAAGUUACAGUUCCUACACUAGAAGAUGCAUUGAAUAUGGUGAAUAAUCCAUAUAACGAAAACACCAUAGUUUACCAUGGUCCUCAACACCUCUAUAAUGACACGCAUGGUAAUGAUGUCUUUGUACCUGGACCAGGUGAUGAUCAUAUUAAGCUCAGAGAGGAUGCUCUGGAAAAUGGAGGACCAAUGUUUACCUUUAUGAAUGGACAAAUUACACAGGGUGCGUUACCACAGACAAUGAGAAGAAAUUCUCCUUCAGGUAGUCUGACUAGUUUAGACAGUUUGGAUGAGGUACCACCAGAUCAGUUUCCUUUACAAGAGAAACCUCCUCAAGUUCCUGGAAUCAUUGUCAAGGAAAAAGUCAAGUCUGCUGGAAGACGACGAGUUACAUUUUCUGACAGUAUAGAGUUUGAUGAUGGUUUAACAGGUCAACUAGUGACUGACGAGAAAGAAAGCUGUAAACAGUAUGUGAAACAGUAUAACAGUCGAAUAGCUGCAAGUAAUACGACAUACAGCACAUUAAAGCCAAGUGUACCAGUAGGUUCUCCUUCACCAGGCAAAAUAAUUGUUGGAACACCAGGCAAUACUCCUGUAAAGUCAGCUGAAAUUAUCCAUAAUGUCCCAUCAGCCUCUAGUGGCAGCAUGGUUGUACCAAUGUCCGUAUACUCUCAGUUGCAGUUUGAUAAACCCAUUGCAUCGUCAGGUGAAUCUACUUUCUCAAGCAACACUCACACAGAUCGUCCACAGCAAUGUGUGGCUGAAGUAGAGCCAAAUAGCAAUCAGAGUUUAAAGGAUGAUGAACAAGCUAUGACUAAUGAUAGUCUUGAUAGUCUCCAUGAUAGUUUAGAGGCUGAUACAAGUCCACAGCAAAGUCAUCAACAAAUAGAAGCUUUAAUGGACACCAAACAAGAACAAACCAGUAGUGAUGCAUUAGUUGAUGAUGAUAACAAUUAUGAUACUGAUUAUCAUACUAUUAAUACUAAUAUUGAAUACUAUGGCAACCCAUCAACUAUAUACAAAAACCCUUUUGGUCAGAGAAACACAUCCAAGGAAGCAAAUCAGGUAACUCAUGUUGCUAAGGAACCAGAACCACAAUAUGGAUAUGCACCUGACCUUUUACUGGAAUCUGCUGUAGAUUAUAUUGCAGGCUCAGUUGCAACCAAUAUGGAUAUUUACCCAAGUAAUCAGAACAACAGUCAUAUAAAUACACAGCCGUCUGUUGUUUCUAAUACAUCAGUGUACAUGCCUACUUCAUCCUACUACAAAAGCUGGUACCCAGGGAGCUUUUUCUCUUCAAAAACUGUGUUUGGAGAUGAAACUGAACAAGACAAGAUGGUAAAGAAAGCAAAUAGCAUUGCAUAUGACUUGAUAGAUGAUAAACACAAUAUCAACCAUGCAAGGCAAAGGUCUAGUAAUGGUGUGAACAAAGCAAAUUCUAAGAGUACAGGAAGGGUUAAUCCACUUGGCAAACCAGAUCACUCAGAUGAUAUCAAUCAAAAUGAAGAACAGACCUGCAGUCCUCAAGUUAAAAGCACUAAACAGGUUAAUAAAGUGAUUGCAAGACCACCCCAUCCCAGCACUCGUCACAAGGGUGUGGUCUAUAGUAGUCCUCUACACCGAAAAAGAGCUUUAGCUUCAGCUAAACGAACCACAGGGAAGAACUCGCCUAAAUCAGCUGCUAGAAGAAGUCCUACAUCAAAAUCUAAAGAACCUGCUAGCAGAAAUCAACAAACCCCAGACAAAGUAAAAGAGAAAAAUAACAAAAAUCAACAAAAAGGGAAGCAAGUAGUUUCUACAGCAACAAGAGGUCAAAGGUAUGCAAGUAGAGGGAAUUCAAGUUCUAGUGAUGAAGAUGAUGAACUUUUACAAAACAUUCAGAGAGAUAUGGAGCGUAUUAGCAUGUUAAACAAUGCAAGCCUUGCACAAGAGGAACAUCAAAAGAUUAUGAACACAAUCAAUUUAUCAGAAAGUCCAUUGCCUACUGAUAACCCUGCUUCCCCUAAAACUGAUUUUAAGUCAGUCUAUAAAAAGGUCCAUAAACCAAGGGCAGGAUCUGCUACUAAACAAAGACCUCAGUUGUUAUCAUCAAAUAGAGGGCAACCAUCAAAGAUCCCUGUGUAUUUAGGACCUUCAGGAAGUAAUAAUCAAGCAGCAAAUCUUGAUAACCAUAAGAUAUCCCCUGCUGUCAAUCAUCCAUGGACUGGUACCUUGGAUAGGACAGACAGACAGAAUUCUGACAAAGAAUUGGUUCACCCUCAAACCGCAGCACUUAGACAGUCCAUACCGCUAGAUAAGACACCUACAGAUGAUGAGAUUAAUAUAUUAUGGGAUAGAGUACGGAACUGUUUAAAUCAUAAAGACACCCAGUCUGUUGGUUCCGAUUCCUGUGUGAAUAGAAUAGAUGUGAGAAGGUCACGUACACAAGACAGCCCUUACAUGAUGCACAACACUACAAGAGAUGCUUCUCUUUCUCAAAGUAGAGCAGCAUCAAUCUCUGGUUUAGGAACAAUGCGACGUUAUAGCUCCCAGGAGGUUUUACGAAGGUAUGGGUCUGCUGACAACCUGGGUCCAUACAGACAACAACCUUUACUUCAACAUCGUGCUCAAAGAACACGUCAAUCAGGGCAGGGAAAACCACCUGUGGUUCCUAGGCAACAGUUUUCACCAAUGGCAAGUAGGCAGGCACCUGCUGUUACCAUGUCAACACGAGCUGGUCCCACACCACUGUCACAGAAUGAGUUAAGGGCAGUAAUGAAAGCAUCUCAACAAGAAAUUCAUCAAACAACAAGAACAGGACCAAGUGCUUUGUCCAUAGAAGAGAACAAGCUACUACAAUCACUUGAUAGACUCAAUGAACGCUUAAAGGCACAGGAAGCUAUCACUGCAAAUAUUAACAGACGACAUGAACAACCAUCGUCAUCGCCAGUAUAUCGUGCAGCAAACCAUCAAAGAUCUUCCUCAGCAACAUACAAACACAGAUAGAGAAGGUGCAAACUCAAACUACUAUGUAUGAUACAAGACAUUUCCUGGUCUUUGCUGGUCACAUUCUUACCAAGAUCAUCUUUAGCAACAUAUAAACAUUGGCUGAGGCUUGUACAACUUCAAGCUACUAUAUUUGAAUGAUACCAGACAUGGUCUUGCUGUUGACAAUCAGUAUUGUCCCUAACACCAUUAUGAAUUAUUGUUUGCAUUACUGUAUAUGAUAGACAAGGUUUUGCCAGAUUGUAGCAAUGUAUAUAGAUUUCAUGGUGACAUGUUGUGUUACUUACAAAAAAGCAUGAGUGAAUACAAAGUGUUCAAAAAAGGAAAUUAAAGUAAAAAGUUAGAAGAGUGGAUAUUCUGCUUUCUAACUAAUCCCUAAACCUCCA
This is a messenger RNA of Exaiptasia diaphana, 3894 nucleotides long. RefSeq lists its product as uncharacterized. Gene Ontology annotation, cellular component: centrosome; ciliary base. Lineage: Eukaryota; Metazoa; Cnidaria; Anthozoa; Actiniaria; Aiptasiidae. The coding region runs from base 152 to 3508 and encodes 1118 amino acids. Gene Ontology annotation, biological process: non-motile cilium assembly; mitotic spindle organization; cytoplasmic microtubule organization. The transcript is spliced from 7 exons. The record is from RefSeq and is a predicted model, not a curated record.